AUCCGUAAGUCGAACUUCGUCGAACUUUACCAAACGGUCGGAGGCCUGCCUUGUCCCAGGUUUCGCCGAACCAGUAGACCUCAGGACUCAGGUGACUCAGGUGCCUCAGGUUCGACCGUUGGGUUCGACAAAAGUUCGCGACACCGAUCCCCCGAUCGUCAAUGCCCCACUUGACUUCCCCUUUCCCCUUUCCUAUUUUCUCCUCUACCUCUGUCGCCUCCGUCCGGGUGUUUCUUCGCAAAUGUCGACGGCGCAGUCAUCCUUGGCAAGACUUGGGCGCAUUUGCCUUUAACCACGAUGUGCAACAUCGAGUGAGCAGAGGCAGGCCAACGAUGGAUGACCCAUAAUGUGGUGUGCGCGAACACUCGUCUACGUCACCAUGCCAACUCCGAAGACUCGUGUGUGGAAACUACUCAUUCUGUGUGGGGCAAUUGGGUCCCUCUUUUUUUUCUAUAGGGCUACUAACAGUCUUUCUGUGCAAUUAUCUCCAGUUAUUAAACAAGUCAGUGUUGUGUCACAGCCGAGCCCUAAGGCAGGACAGAUGCCUGGGCAGACACUGGAAGAUUCUCGCUCGGCAUUGGCUACGACACCAGGCAUUUCACGUAUUGAGCGAUUGCAAGAUAAAAUCCGCCUGACACCAGUGCCCUUGAAGCAAGUAUUGGUACAUUUUGAUCUGAAAGGCGCACCUCCCAAGGCAGACUUCUACGACGCAGCAUUUCCGCUCUUACGGAAGCUUGGGGCCACUGGCGUGCUUAUGGAAUAUGAAGACAUGUUUCCUUACUGGGGAGCAUUGAAGGCCCUGUCUGCAAAGAAUGCUUACAACCGCAGUGAACUUGCUCACAUAUUGUCUGUUGCACAUAAAAACAACUUGAAGGUAGUGCCACUGGUGCAAACCUUCGGCCACCUAGAGUUUGCCCUCAAGCUGCACGAGUUCAUAGAAUUGCGAGAGCUGAGCGACAGCCCACAAGCGCUGUGCCCAUCCCUCAACAGUUCCCUUGGCCUGGUGAAAACCAUGCUUGACCAAGUGCUCAGCCUGCACCCAGAUACAGAGUAUGUGCAUAUUGGGUGCGAUGAAGUCUACUCCCUGGGCCGGUGUCCACGCUGCGAGGAAAGGCUCCAGCUGCCGGGCACGUCUCGGGACACUCUCUUUCUCGACCAUGUGAAAAGUGUGGCCCAGCACGUUGUGCGUGCGGGGGUGCGUCCAAUUAUGUGGGACGACAUGCUGCGUGGCAUGGAGCCAGACAGUGUACGCCGCUGGAAUGCAUCCCAGCUCGUGGACCUCAUGGUCUGGAGCUACACCCCCAACAUCAGCAAGGACCUCGAUGCCAAGAUAUGGGACAAAUAUUCCCAGUUUGGAGGCGUGUGGGUGGCAAGUGCUUUCAAGGGUGCAACAGGUGCCAAGCAACUCCUGCCAGACAUCGGAUAUCACCUGAAGAAUCACCACUCGUGGCUCAGGGCCCUGGAGGACCACGGGCAGAGUUGGCCACUGCGUGGUAUUGCACUGACUGGCUGGCAGCGGUACGACCACUUUGCCACCCUCUGCGAGCUGUUUCCUGCAAGCAUACCCUCUUUGGCGGCCAACCUGGUUUACCUCCAACGUGGACGCCUGGAUACUCCCGAGUUGCAUUCAAUCAAGGCGCUGCUUGGCUGCAACAGGCCCAUCCCUGUGUUUGGUCACACGGACGCUCACUUCCUAUUUUGCCGCUUUCCUGGAGCCAAGGUGCUCACUGGAGUGCAGCAGCUGACGGGACUUCUUAGGCAGAAGCAGAUCAUGGAGAAGAACUCUAAUUAUGUGGGCUGGCUCGGUAGCUACAAUAUUCGGCACUUAUUUGGAAGUCCCGACCACGUACGUGAUGCCACUCGAAACUUAAGUGAGCUUUUGGGCACAGCAAAUCACUUGCAAAGAUUUUUGGGCGACGCACUAAGUGAAGUUUAUGAUUCAUACACAGUGGCAGAGUGGAUGGGCAUCUUCCUGGAGCCAGUAUUGAGACAGCUGAACCUGCUAGACCAGCAGACUCAAGACUUGCUGAAUAUUAACACCUGGCCUCGCAGGCCUCUGGAAACUACCAACUGAGAUUAAUUCAACUCGUUGCAUUGAAAAGUGCCUUGUGCCUGUAUGUUCAGGAUGGUCUUGCGUGGCAACAUUUUGAAGAGCGCAUGGUUCAGGGUACAUUGGCCAAUCGGUGUUAACAUUGUUACAUGGUCACCAUAGCUCUAGUCACUGACAAGGAGAGAAUGACCCAGGGCAUCUCUUUCAAAUCUCUGGCCUUCAGCGUUGCCUUUGGUUCUUCUUGGUUGCGCCUGCACGCUCGAGGCUCACGAGACGCCCAAGAGUUAUCCAAGGUAGGACAACUUGAACCCCCGGUCGCUCUUGUCCCGUCGGUGACUAAUGUUUUCUGUGCAUGUCUUAAUAAUUCCUUUUAAUUAGGCAUAAUCAAUGCAUUCAUGUUUUCUUGUUAGACUGAAUGAAAUAAAGUUUGCAAAAAGCAUUGAA
Ixodes scapularis (black-legged tick) is the source of this 2494-nucleotide messenger RNA. Its product is annotated as hexosaminidase D. Gene Ontology annotation, biological process: carbohydrate metabolic process. NCBI's taxonomy places the organism in Eukaryota, Metazoa, Arthropoda, Arachnida, Ixodida, Ixodidae. Gene Ontology annotation, molecular function: hexosaminidase activity. The coding region runs from base 347 to 2074 and encodes 575 amino acids. The record is from RefSeq and is a predicted model, not a curated record. The transcript is spliced from 2 exons.